Aspergillus novofumigatus IBT 16806 is the source of this 687-nucleotide messenger RNA. RefSeq names its product putative nucleoside-diphosphate-sugar epimerases. The record is from RefSeq and is a predicted model, not a curated record. Lineage: Eukaryota; Fungi; Ascomycota; Eurotiomycetes; Eurotiales; Aspergillaceae. Bases 1 to 687 code for a protein of 228 amino acids. The transcript is spliced from 4 exons.
AUGCAUCUGAUCCUAACCGGCGCCACAGGCCUGGUCGGCUCCGGUGUCCUCGACGCAAUGCUGGCCAUGAAAGAAGUCACCAAAAUAUCCAUCCUAAGCCGACGGCCCGUCCAAAUGGCCGAGGAUGCUCAUGACCCCCGAGUACAAGUCAUCAUCCACCCGGAUUUUGAAACCUACGAUCCAACACUCCUCUCCCAGCUGCAGGGUGCAACAGGCUGCGUAUGGGCGCUUGGUAUCAGCCAAACAAAAGUCAACAAAGAGGAGUACAUCAAAAUCACCAAAACCUACGCCCUGGAAGCCGCAAAAGCCUUCCACACUCUCCGCCCGCCAAAUCAGCCCUUCCACUUCGUCUACGUCUCGGGUGCAGGCGCCACCACGCAGCCUGGCUUCUUCGCUUCACUCUUCGCUCGCGUCAAGGGCGAGACAGAGCUGGAACUCGCAGAGUUACGUCGCGAGACCCCACUGUUGAGGACGAUACACCCCCCGCGCCCUACGUAUGAGACGCUGUUCCGGCCCCUGGGGCCUGUGUUUCGGGCGGCGAUGCCGGGGCUGUGUAGUCCGACGGAGCAACUGGGGAGGUUUCUGACGGAGAUGGCGAUGGGGAGGUAUGAGGAUCGGUUGAUGGUCGGGGAGACGCCUAUCCUUGAGAAUACGGCGUUUCGGCGGUUAGCUGGGCUGAGUUCAUGA